AUGUAUUUAGUAAAUAAAUUGUUUUUAUUCAUUGUAAUCACCACGGUCACCAUUGUUAACUUUGUUGAUUGCAAUCCAACAUCACUAGCCACUUUCACUCUCCAGGGUGGUUUCAUCGAACAGAACUUGACUAAUGGUGUAAUUUUACAAAAUCGUCCUGAUUAUACCAAUAGCUAUUUUAUAAACAGUCUUUUACAAUGUAUAGGAGAUGACUACAUUGUAUUGACUGAUGGAUAUGACACUCAAGAUAAACAUUAUAAUUUAUCAAUCUAUAAUGGAGUUUCUGGUUUAAUGACUACCAAGGCACAAUUCUUUACAAACAUUCAAUUUGAUUUUCAGUUUAAUUCUUUCGAUUCUUCCAGUGGACUUGCUUUCGCUUCAAUAUGUAGCAAUAGUGUUUACCCAAGUUUAGCCAUAUUCAAUGUCAAUGAAAAAACUGUGAAUCAUACUGCUUUUGACCAAACAUCUUGCCAGGAUUAUGCUUAUGGAGCUUACGAUAGCUCUACUCAAAUCUAUUAUAUUUACGGUAAUCAAGUUGGCAAGCAUAGUUCUUUGACAUUCGCUCAGUACUCGCUUGCCAGUCAGACAACAAAGUAUGUCGAAAUCGCAUAUAAUUUAGAGGAUAUCGUUCAACAAAUUUUCGUUUACCAAUCAAAGUUGUAUGUCUGUAUCAUUCAAAACUCCUACAUUGAAGUUGGUAUUGCCAACUUUAACUCGAAAUCCAUUGAUAGUAUCUUCCAGUUUAAUUACUCUGACACUGGAAAUGGAAAUUGCCAGUUUGUAUAUGACGAAGCCGGUUAUAUUUUGGCGUUGAUGACCAAUCAGAAAUCUGAAGUAAAUGUGAUCGCAAUCGAUCUCGAAACUCUUCAAACUACCAUAGAGAAAGAACUACUCAUGGAGACUACUACUAAUAAUAAUACCAAAGAUGAACAUUGUAAAGAACUUGAUCUUGGAACUUUUAUCAAUGAUAUAGUGGCUGUCGAUCAUCAUUGUCAUAAUGUAUUGGGUGAUAAAUGUGUUCAAUUGAUGCCUUUGGCUGCUUCUUUCUGUGAAGGUGCAAUAGAUAGUAAUCAACAUUUCAUGAAUCAAUCAAAAUUAGAGUCGAUUAUUUUGGAUGACGCUCUAACUAUCCAUUAUGAUAACAAGGUAAUCGAGGGUCAGUCAUCGAGUUGGCAUCUACAAUUCACAAAGGUCUACAAGGUUGUACGUUUGGAAACAAUUCUCGAGCGGUCGUUGGUCCUAGCGAAAUCCGACGGUGGCGACUGGAGUUUCCAACAGUGGACAGAACAUCUGAGAUCGAAGGUAACGAUUGCUCCGGGACAGUUGGAUACCGACGGCAUUGAAAUCAUUGGUUUCAAAUCGAUUUUGGCAUAUCGUGGUGGUUUGGGUGUUGAAUCGAGUCCAGUGGAAACAGUGGAGUCGGAAUACAAACGAAUAAUGACAGAGGACAGUGACAAGCUGGCAUCGGGUAGCUAUAGAGUUUCUUCAAAGGUACUGAUUGUCUAUUUCCUGAGAAUGACAAUGGAGAUCAGUUCACAGCGUUUCCAACCACUACCGAUUCAGAUACACACUGGCUACGGUGACAGCGAUUUGGACUUGGAAAAAGCGAAUCCACUACUAUUGAAACCGUUGAUUGCCGACUAUCCAACGGUGCCAAUUGUGCUGCUGCAUUGUAGCUAUCCGUAUUUCAGAGAGGGUGCAUUCCUCUGUUGGAUCUAUCCCAAUGUAUACAUUGACAUUGGACUGGCGAUUCCACUGCUGAGUCAGCGUGGAAUGUACGAUACACUUGAUUCACUCCUAGAGAAAUGUAUCGAAAACAAUGAGAUCACCUUGGAAGAAGCAAAAGAAUUCUCAUUGAAAAUAUUUAGAGAGAAUGUUUUAAAAUUAUAUAAUAUAAAUAAGUAG
This is a messenger RNA of Heterostelium album PN500, 1905 nucleotides long. Its product is annotated as amidohydrolase 2 family protein. The coding region runs from base 1 to 1905 and encodes 634 amino acids. Gene Ontology annotation, molecular function: hydrolase activity. The transcript has 6 exons. The record is from RefSeq and is a predicted model, not a curated record. Lineage: Eukaryota; Evosea; Eumycetozoa; Acytosteliales; Acytosteliaceae.